Dichomitus squalens LYAD-421 SS1 is the source of this 956-nucleotide messenger RNA. RefSeq names its product UNC-50-like protein. NCBI's taxonomy places the organism in Eukaryota, Fungi, Basidiomycota, Agaricomycetes, Polyporales, Polyporaceae. The transcript has 8 exons. Bases 144 to 911 code for a protein of 255 amino acids. Gene Ontology annotation, cellular component: Golgi membrane. The record is from RefSeq and is a predicted model, not a curated record.
CUGGUCUACACCCGCGACAUCGACGUCUGCUAUACACUGGAAGGCAUACUCUGAAAGCUGGCCACACUCGUAUUUUUGAGAUAGCUCAUCUCCUCUCCACUGUGGUCUCUGCUCGCCGUACACGUCCGCGGAUCCGUGCAGAUAUGGAUGUGCUACCUGUGACCUCACCAAACCCCGGCAACGGCGGGCAGUACCGGAACCCCUCACCUGCGCUGGUUCGCGUACCUGUAAUAUUCCGCAGGUUACACCGGUUUCAGCAGAUGGACUUCGAGCAGGCGGCUUGGCAAUUAACAUACCUAUGUCUGGCUCCGAAGAGAGUUUACCGCAACGUGUACUUCCACAAACAAACCAAGAAUACAUGGGCAAGAGAUGAUCCGGCCAUACUCAUACUCAUCGCAGCGUGUCUAUGUGUAUCCGCAGUCGCGUGGUCGGUUGUCUAUUCGUACGGCAUCUGGGGAGCUAUUGGGUUAGCUAUCCUCAUGGUUGUCCGCGACUAUCUCCUUGUCGGGUUCGUGAUUGCUACAAUACUAUGGUUCUUCGCCAACCGCGUAUUGCUCUCACCGCCGUCACACUCAACGCUGGAAGACGCAAGGGUCGAAUGGGCGUAUGCCUUCGAUGUCCAUACAAACGCGUUCUUUCCUUUCUAUUUAACGUUGUACCUUGCUCAGCUGUUCUUGGUUCCUAUCAUCCUGAAGAACAACUGGGUAUGCCUGUUCGUGUCGAACACACUUUAUCUAGCAGGGUUCGCACAGUACAUAUAUGGGGUCUACUUGGGACUAAACACUCUGCCAUUCCUUGUACGCACAGAACUUCUGCUGGCACCAUUGCUUCCCCUUUUCACAGGGUACAUAGUGUCGUUACUGGGAUUCAACGUCGCACAACAUGUACUACCUCUAUAUUUUGGAUCAUGAACCUGUAAUCAUGAGCGUGCGCGCUCGUUCAUCGUAUCGCGUCCG